Toxorhynchites rutilus septentrionalis is the source of this 807-nucleotide messenger RNA. RefSeq names its product U11/U12 small nuclear ribonucleoprotein 35 kDa protein-like. Gene Ontology annotation, molecular function: snRNA binding; mRNA binding. NCBI's taxonomy places the organism in Eukaryota, Metazoa, Arthropoda, Insecta, Diptera, Culicidae. The coding region runs from base 114 to 737 and encodes 207 amino acids. The record is from RefSeq and is a predicted model, not a curated record. Gene Ontology annotation, biological process: mRNA splicing, via spliceosome. Gene Ontology annotation, cellular component: U12-type spliceosomal complex; precatalytic spliceosome. The transcript has a single exon.
CUUUCCGCAGACGACAAUCAAAACAAACAAACCGGUCUAUGUUGUGCUCAUCGGCAGUACUUUAUCAGAAGAAAGCGUGAAAUUCUUAUUUACGAGCGCCCGACAGCAUCCCGAUGUCAUCCGGUGAGGAAAAUCCCCCUUCUAGCUCUUCGCAGCGCUGGAGCCGACUCGCCCGGACAGUGUACGAUCCAAUCAAGGUGGGUUCAAUCGAUGGGAUGGAUGAAUUCGCCCACGAUCGGGCCCUGAUCCGCGCGAUGAAUUCCAGCUACAAACCGAACCACAAGGUGGUUGGCGAUCCGCACCAUACAGUCUUCAUCGGACGAAUCGCCCAUUACGUAACGGAGAACAGAAUACGUGAACUGUUCGAGCGCUGUGGGAAGAUAGUGCACUGCCGGUUGGUUACGGAUGUAGUUACGGGUUUGUCACGAGGGUAUGCGUUUGUGGAGUACAAACGAAGACGGUAUGCGAAGCGAGCGAUCGAAGAAAUGCACGGGAAGGUUCUUGACGGAAAGGAGAUUCUGGUCGAUGAAGAGUGGGAACGCAGAUUGGAUGGAUGGAAACCACGUCGAUUGGGGGGUGGUUUCGGCGGAAGGAAAAAGAGCCAACAGCUUCGAUUCGGUUGCAAGGAUAGACCGUGGAAGAAACCGGUAGGUGAUUUCAAAUAUACCAGCAAAAGUGACUUUCAUCGUAAAACCAAACAACAGAGAGCUUUACUCAACUCGAUCGAGCCCUCGUAGUUUAGUUUUUAGAAUUUAUUGAAUAUACAAAAAAGUCCUAAUAAUGAUAAUAAUAAUAAUGAACAAGCAC